Brachypodium distachyon (stiff brome) is the source of this 1979-nucleotide messenger RNA. RefSeq lists its product as uncharacterized. The transcript has 3 exons. NCBI's taxonomy places the organism in Eukaryota, Viridiplantae, Streptophyta, Magnoliopsida, Poales, Poaceae. The record is from RefSeq and is a predicted model, not a curated record. The coding region runs from base 1 to 1578 and encodes 525 amino acids.
AUGAGGCCGUCGCCUGCCCCCGACGGAGCUCGGAGGGUGGCGGCGGGCAUCCAUACGACGCAGCUCGGCAGUUGGCGACCACGAGCAGCCUGGAAAGCUCCUGUUGGUGACCCGUUGGCUGGAGGCGGAGGGCAAGCGGUGGAGGCGGUGAGGCACAGGACGCGAGGGGCGCGGAAGCAGCGGGAGGUGUCAAGUGGGGACUAUGCAGCGGAAGGCGAGGAGAAGCAGGUGCGCGGCAGCCCGGGAGAGCGCCACCGGAGCCUGUCGCCGCCGGCGCCGGUGGGGGGACGGGAAUUCCUGGGGUUGUUGGGGGUGAUUCCACCGAUUCGAGCCGAUCACCCAUCCGCAUUCCCCUGUAAUCAAAUCCUGGCAAUCAAAUUUCCAAUAAAGUUGUUCCAAAAUUCUCCGGCUCUCCACCAACCCGGCCACCCCGAUGGCGCCGCCGCCAACCUCCCACCCAGGACAACCGCCGGAGCCACCGUUCCUUCAAGUACCGGGCGAGCUCCUCCAGGAGAUCUUCCUCCGUCUCCCCGCAGCCGCCGACCUCGCCCGCGCCUCCACGGUCUGCGCCGCCUUCCGCCGCGUCAUCGCCGACCACAAGUUCCUCCGCUGCUACCGCCCCUCGUCGGCGUCAUAGGCAAGUACUUUAUACCAGCGCAGCCGCCGCACCCCUCCGCUGCCGCCGCCCGCGCCUUCGCUGGCUUCGACUUCUCCUGCUCCUCCUUCCUCCCCUCCACCGCCGGCCGCAGGUGGAGUCGACUUGAUUUCUUCGAAGGGCGAGCCCUCCUCGCCGGCGGCCCGGUCAAAGAAGGCAAAAGUGGCAUCCGGAUCUUCGCGGAGCAUGAGGGGUCCGACUUACAGUACAGCGAAAUUUUGGUCAGGGACCUCGCUGUGUGCGACCCUGUGCACCGCCGCUACGUGCUGCUGCCUAUCCCCGCCGACCUAACCGCGUUGAUCCAUAAACCAGACUUCCUGGACAUGAAGACUUUCCUUGCUCCCGGCGAGGAUGGCGGUGACCCCUUAUCAUUUAGAGUGAUGUGCAUGGCGCAACACCGAAACAAACUGGUUCUCCUCAUCUUCUCGUCGGGUGGACAAUGGCGUGCUCUUACGUUUGACCGGUCGAAUGCUCAGGCAUUAGCUUCACUUUUACAAUGUAAGCCUUGCUUGUCAGAUUGUCAAUACGUCCAUGGACACUUUUAUUGGCAAUUGCGUUUCCCGAAUAAGCUGCUUGCGCUUGAUGUGCACGUGAUGGAGUUCUCUGCUAUUGACCUCCCACCAGAAGAGCAAAAUAGCCAUUUUGUCAUUGUCGAGGCAGCAGAAGGAAUGCUUGGGAUGCUCAGUAUGUGCGAUCGUGAUGACAGUGAAGAUGACGCAUAUUCGCUCACGUAUUCCGUUCUGAGAAAUAACCAAUGGCAGUCCGAGAAGGUCAUCCCAUUGCCGAUAAUGCGUCGGUAUCUGAUGGGUGUAGCUGGGGGAUACCUGCUUUUAGAAAAGCCGUACACCACAUCUUCAGUUGAGAAGCUACAUAUCGGAUAUUUUUCGGUGGACAUGACAGUUGCAGGUCGAGUUGUUCGCUGAGCUUAGCGAAGCCAUCUUUCCUGGUCGACUAUAUGCUGGCUUCCCACCAUCAUUGUGUGCACCAACUCUAUGAUGUGGUGCUAUGUCAAAGGAGUUGAUUCCGCCGAGCGCAUUGUGUCUUCGGAAGAGAAAGUGGUGCAUGGACUAGAUGUAUUCGGUUGCUCAAUGCUUGGUCCAGUAUCCAAUCGUAGACGUUAGAUGUGCCUCUACUUUGUAGUUGAUAUAUAUGCUUAUUCAGUGAGCUAUGAUGUGUGUGUUGUGCUAUCCUCGCACACAAUUUCUUUCCAGUUAAAGCAUUUGAAGUGUAUUUCAGUUUCUGAACUUUUAGAUACUGGCUAUUUACAAACCAUUGAAUCUCCUGAACAUUUUUGUUACUGCAAUGUCAAUGUCUGCUUAAAGUA